Pecten maximus is the source of this 3342-nucleotide messenger RNA. RefSeq lists its product as uncharacterized. The coding region runs from base 240 to 1568 and encodes 442 amino acids. The transcript is spliced from 8 exons. NCBI's taxonomy places the organism in Eukaryota, Metazoa, Mollusca, Bivalvia, Pectinida, Pectinidae. The record is from RefSeq and is a predicted model, not a curated record.
CGAUUUAGUGAUGUACACAAAGUUCCAUGUAUUGUUGGAUUGUAGGAUUUAUAGUUCAACAUCCUUCCUGUCAGACGGUUUAAUGUGCUCAAUUGGUUAAUUCUAAACCGGAAAGGACGAAUUUGUACGCACCCUGAGGGUAUCACUGAUCACACCCAUCCAUCAAUCUAUCGCGUGCGCCUGUUCCGAGUCGGGGUAUCCGGGAACCGUCCGGUUAUAACAGCAGUUAGGAGCUGACCAUGAGUACAGGGGCCUUGCAGUGCUUGAGUACGACUGUGUGUGCCAGCCUACCCGAGCCCAUCCACCCGUGUGCCCUCCUGCCGCCAACUGACCCAGAUCAACUCAAGUUCCCAGACAUCUUUAAUAGUAUACAGAAUUUCAAACUUACCAAACCUACCUGGUCAGACUACACAGAAAGAUGUUUGGGAGGAACUACUGCUUUUCCAACAACAGUCCAUACAGCUGUCACCACGGAGACUGUAACCACAGCGGAAGGGGAGACAACCAGUGUGUUUCACACAGUAACACAAACCCUUACUGAGGCAGUGACCAAUGUCACUAUUGACCUCAAACCAGACACCAUCACUGCAGAUACUGUAACCCAAACAACCCCAAUUGAUGGUGGGUCAAAAUCCUUUAAUUGGAUCAUCCCUGUGGCUAUAAUCGCUGUCCUUCUUAUAUUCAUCGCUGUCAUCUUCAUCAUCUGCAAAAUAUAUCACAACUCAAAAAGUUUUGAUAUUAAGUUUACUGUAUUUGAAAGAAUUGUCAUUCGAAAGAGUUCAACAAAGCAAGACAAUAAUGCUCCCCUUAGUUACCAUGAUUUGUACCGGGUAGAAGGAGGCGAUGACACAGGCAAGGGAGAUAAUUCUGAGACAUUCGAGCAAACACCUUUAGAAGUGAUUGUUGAUAGUCAUGUGAAAACAAACGAUCAUCACAUUGACCUACAGAACAGUAAUUCUAUACCAGGGGAAGGUAAGGGAAGCACAAUGACAUCGGAUUCUGGAAUCGGCAGUGUUGAUCUACAAAUUCCACAGACUUUGGCUGCAGCAAAGAGUAAAGAACAUCUUGUAAAACAGGAAGAAUUGUGUCCAGAAUCUGAUGAUAAUUCAUUGGCCGUGGAAAAUGUUAGCUUCACAAAAGACAAUGAAAAGGCAGAGAACCAGGAACACCACCUCACAAAACAUACUAAUUGUGUUGAUGUACAAAAUGGCCUUCAGCAAAGUCCUGUGCUGGAUCAAAGGGAACAAGAUUUUUCCAACACCGCCAGUGAAGAGGCAUGUGCUAGUGAAAUGGAAUAUGAUGGGGAUGAUAAGGAUCAGGGUCAGUCCAGAUCUAAUAACAGUAUUCCAUUUAUCACGGAAACAUUGGACAUCAAAAGAAAUCGAUCAUCCAAUCCCCAAAAUGAUACUGAUGCACAACCUGAGGUAAAUAAUGUGGAUUCCCCCGAGAUUACAAAUUGUGAGGGUACAGACAUCAGAGAAUCUAGAACUCCAGAAGCAGCAUAUGAAAAUUCCAACAGACUUCAAAAUGGCUCGGACUGUCCUGUAGAGGAUUGUAAUGUUAGGUGAUACCACAGAGAUGGACAAAAAGACUGAUUGUAGCUCAGGGGACCGGUUAAUUUUUAAUGGAGCCCCAUCACCUGGGGAGGAGAAUGGUGUUGAAACUGAUGAAGUCACUGAUCACACAGGUGACCUAGGUAUUUCAGACAAUGAUGACAAACCUGUGAAUAUGCGUGUGAGUAAUGGACACUGUGACAGCAACAGAACCAGUAGUACUAAUGACAGUCGCAAGUCAGAUCUCCGAUCCGACCUGGAAGAUUUGAUCAAAAGUUUUUAGAAAUCUGUUACCAUAGUGCAGAUUCUAUGAAAACCUGACACUUAUUUUGUAUUUCUGGAAAAUAAGUUAACAAAACUGUUGGUGUCAAGGAAAAUUAUGCAAUGUGUUCCAGUUUAAAUACUUUUUAAAAAUAAUUCUUUUUUUGUUUGUUUUCUACAGCAGAUCUGAUACAUUUCAAAAUAACUGUCUUGAUUGAAAUUGAUUUUCAUUACAUUACAUAUAUCAUUACAAUAUAUCAGGUGAAUGAAUAAAACUUUUUUAAACCUUAUUUACUUAUCAUACUGCUAUUAACAAGUAAGAGUUUUUGAUAGCCCCCAUAGCCCGUUGUGAAGUUGUACUGAUAUAAUGACAACUUAUUAAAUGUCUUACCCUUUUUUUCUUAAAAUUGUGUUGACACACAUUUAUUAUUAAUCUAUAUCAGGAGACAUAAUGUUAUUUCCUUCCUCUAAUAAUUCUUAAGAUUUCUUUUGAUCGCUCCUUAAAAACUUUUUAUUGCAAUAAUUAAGCUAUAAUUUAUGUCAAUUUUAAUCAAUCGAAACCUGGGACCAAAGAUUUACUAUAUUAUUAAUAUCAGGUGAUAUUGUGCUUUCUUUGAUCUAAUAGUUUUGAAGAUUUCUUUUAAUUGCUCAUUAAAAACUUUUUAAUUUCAAUAAUUCAAUAAUGCUACAAUUUGUCAAUUUUUCAUGUGUCAGCCCUUCCCAAAGAGUCAAAUGAAAACUGGGACCACAGAUUGACUAUAUAAUUUAUAUCAGGAGAUACUGUACUUUCUUUGAUCUGAUAGUUUUAAAGAUUUCUUUUAAUUGCUCCUUAAGAACUUUUAAUUGCUAUUAGCUACAAUUUAUGUCAAUUUUUCAUGUGUUAGCCCUUCGGCUUCCCACAGAGUCUGGGACCACAGAUUUACUAUUACCACUGCCUGGUACAUGUACAUACAUUAAGUGUAUUUAAGUAUGAUGUAAGGAUGCAAUUUGUAAAUUUUAAACUUAUUUUAAAGAAAUGUAUUUAUUUCAUGUACAGUGUGUAUAUAUUGUUGAUAACUUAUAUUAUGCCUGUAAUUGACAAUUUCUCUAGAUCUUUAACUAAGGGACAUAACUCAUAGGUGUUUCGUACAUUAGACAAACCAAAAUCAGUAGUGAUAUGUAGAUUAAUGAUACAUGUAUCUAUAUGAUUGAGAAAGCUUUCAAAGAAAGUUUUUAUUCACAAUCAUUGUGUUUAAUAGAUUUUGUUCUCAAAGAGAGGAAUGUAGAUUGUUCUGUAGGAGAGUCCCUGUAUUUGAUAUUUCUGAACUAUCAGGGCGAUAUAUAUAUGUAUAUACAUGUAUGAAAUUUUCAUUUUUCAUGUGGCUGUGGUCACUCAGGCCUUUAAGUCAUCUGCUGAUUGUAGUCCAGGUAUCACGAUAUUCAUUAAUGCAGGAUAAUACAUUAUACCAAAGAUGUCCUAUUUUUAUACAUUCGUUUAUCUAUUAAUAUGUCUCUUUACUAUAUAUAAAAAUUAUAUUAACACCAAACA